This is a messenger RNA of Phyllotreta striolata, 870 nucleotides long. NCBI's taxonomy places the organism in Eukaryota, Metazoa, Arthropoda, Insecta, Coleoptera, Chrysomelidae. The record is from the annotation of a GenBank genome assembly.
AUGGACGAAGGAUUACACGAAUUAGGCGUUAGAUUCUCCAUAAACAAUAUAAGUCAGGAAUUGUACGGUUUAACUGAAUUACAGAAGCCGGAAACGAGAAAAUCGCGAAUCCGAUACACCAAUCGCUUGCAACCUUUCAUUAAAAUUAGAACCAAUUCUUCCAUUUUCCCCAUCGAUCAUGAAGGCUACAAAAGGCAAACUGUAGGUCCCACGUUUUAUCCCACUGGUAGCAACUUUUUUGGCUCAGUAGAUAAAUUAGGUUUCGCUGGAUAUGGUACUUACAAGUACCCACAUGGAGUAGUUUACAAAGGAAACUUCCUAGAUGGAGAGUUUCACGGAACAGGCGUGUUAAUAUAUCCCAAGGGCCAAAGGCUCGAAGGUACUUGGAGACACGGAAAAUUAGUCGAAAGCGUAUUCAUAACGGGCGACAAUUGCAAUAUAGUGUUCAAGGAAGAUUUCCUGCAGUUCCCAGUGCGCGUGCACGAGGACGAAGUGGACGAGAACAUGACAGUACUGUGUACCGAAAAGCAACUGUCCCAGCCGAAACACGAAAUACCGGAGGGUUGUUACGAUACCAUCGACGGUUAUUUCGAUCCAUAUACGUUCGUUAUUUAUAGUUACGACGGUAAAUUGAAGCGCGUAGCCACUAAUCAAGAAGGAUUAUUAAUCUUGAGUAAAUAUAGACAAAAAGCAAGCUUUGUCGUGGGUUAUCUGCCAGAAUUAUACGAAUUUUGGACAUCAGGGAGGCAAAGUGAAGUUAGAGAAAUAAAGAAGUUUUUCGAGAUGCAGAAGAAAAAGGAAGCUGGGACAGAAAAUGUGGAGAAAGAGGAAGAGGAAGAGAAAGAAGAGGAGGUACAUACAGGAGCGUAA